ACCAGCCUCCAAUGCCAUUGAAGUACAUAACAUCUCUCUUUCUCUCUAUAACAAAAUGUUGGGCAAGAAGAUAGGUUCAGUGAAGAACCUAGCCAAGAUGGUUAGGGUUCGGGGUGGCCCGGACGCAUCACAGUCCGAAUGGUUACUUAGAAAAGGUGAAGAAAAAGAAGAAGUAGUGUGCACAAAUAUGUCGUCUUCUGAUUCAUCAUCGUCUAGCAAAACCCCAACAGGGUUUUUCACGGUUUACAUAGGGGAGGAGAGACGUAGGUUCGUCAUCCCCAUGAGCUACCUGUCGCACCCAUUGUUCAAGAUGAUGCUAGAGAAGUCAUCGGAGGAGUUUGGGUUCAACCAAAAGAACGGAUUGGUGGUUCCGUGUAGUGUCAACGCUUUUCAAGAGGUGGUAAGUGUUGUGGAAUCUUGUAAUGGAAAAUUUGAUUUGAGUCAUUUGGUUCAAGAGCUCGUUUAGUGCAUAAUUUAUACAAUUGGUAGUAGUAGAAGAGAAAUAAUAUUGUGUAUAGUAGGAUUAUGUAUUGGUCACAUUGGAUUUUUGGAAGGUGUUGGUCUUAGUUUUUAUACAAAAAGAUCCUUUUGUCUAGUUGUUUGUCUGGUGUAGCGAACAGUAAUUUAUGU
Messenger RNA from Cynara cardunculus var. scolymus (artichoke), 630 nucleotides. RefSeq names its product auxin-induced protein 15A-like. Lineage: Eukaryota; Viridiplantae; Streptophyta; Magnoliopsida; Asterales; Asteraceae. The transcript has a single exon. Gene Ontology annotation, biological process: response to auxin. Bases 56 to 466 code for a protein of 136 amino acids. The record is from RefSeq and is a predicted model, not a curated record.